Messenger RNA from Saccharomyces paradoxus, 2013 nucleotides. It is a transcript of the gene DUS3, whose product is annotated as tRNA dihydrouridine synthase DUS3. The transcript has a single exon. Gene Ontology annotation, biological process: tRNA processing. The record is from RefSeq and is a predicted model, not a curated record. Gene Ontology annotation, molecular function: tRNA dihydrouridine synthase activity; metal ion binding; flavin adenine dinucleotide binding. Lineage: Eukaryota; Fungi; Ascomycota; Saccharomycetes; Saccharomycetales; Saccharomycetaceae. Bases 1 to 2013 code for a protein of 670 amino acids.
AUGGAGCAGAACGCCGAUAAACGCUCUAUUGUAGGCGACGACGACUCAGCCGUGAAGAGGCAAGACACUUCCUGGUCCAAAGGUAUUGCUCAUAUCAAACCCGAAUAUAUUCUGCCAUUGAAGCGGAAUGAAUCUCAGAAAAUCGCCAUUUAUGAUGAGGAAAUGUCUUCCGACAGAAUGGUAAACGAUUUGUCAGGUAGCGGUGGGACCAAUAAAAAGAACAAGAACGGAAGAGGUAGGAAGCGUGGGCAAAACAAGAAUAGAGAUAACAGACAGGUUAAAGAACAGAAUGUCUUGUGCCCACGUUUAAUCCAUGGAAACAUAUCCAAAUGUUCAUUUGGUGAUACCUGUAGGUUCGUUCACGAUAUCGAUUUGUAUCUUUCGACAAAAAAACCCGAAAUUGAAAGCGACAUUUUUCCCACUUGUCCAGUUUUUAACUCAUUGGGAUUUUGCCCCAUGGGAUUCAAAUGUAGAUUUUUAUCAUCUCAUUUAAACAAGGAAGAAAACACCUUAAUAUCAACGAAGGAAAUUGAUCCAGAUGCGCAAACAAUAUGGUCCGUUAAAGGGGAGGUAAACCAUAUCUCACCGGAGAGAAAACUUGAUCUUAUAAAAAGAAGAUUCCCUUUCACCAAAAGUAACGAAGUAUUGGAGAUCAUCGACUCUUUUCAACAAGAAUGUAGGGAUUCUGUGAAGCCAGAGGAAGAAGUUGAGUUAACGCCGCAGCAAAAGAAACAAGAUCCAGAAGUCGAACAACCAGUUGCUCCCCAAGUCGAACAGAGGACCAAGGAAUUGUCAGAACAUAGAAUGAGACAGCGUGAAGUGUACUUGAAGUAUAAGGACACUCGCUAUUUUGCUCAAGAGAAAAAACUAUUGGAUUUGCACCAUAAAAAAAUUGUGUCGCCACUAACAACCGUAGGCAAUUUACCAUAUCGUCGUCUAAUGAGAAAAUUAGGUGCAGACGUAACAUAUUCGGAAAUGGCUUUGGCCGUUCCCUUGGUUCAAGGUACUAAUUCAGAGUGGGCGUUACCUAAAGCUCAUAAAUCAGAGUUUCCUGGAUUCGGUGUUCAAGUGGCCUGUUCUAAAGCCUGGCAAGCGGCAAAAGCUGCAGAAGCACUUGCAGAUUCGGUUAGUGAAAUCAGCGAAAUCAAUUUAAACUCUGGUUGCCCCAUCGAUUUAUUGUACAGACAAGGUUCUGGUAGUGCACUACUUGAUAACCCUGCAAGAAUGAUUCGUUGUUUAAACGCAAUGAAUUACGUAUCGAAAGAUAUUCCUAUCACGGUUAAGAUCAGAACAGGUACAAAGGAAGGUCAUCCUAUCGCGGAAGGGUUAGUGAAAAGACUGGUUAACGAAACUGAGGUGGCGGCAAUUACCUUACACGGUAGGUCUAGGCAACAAAGGUAUACUAAGUCUGCGGAUUGGGAAUACGUGAGUCAAGUAGCUGACACUUUGAGAUCCGCCGAAGCGGAUUUCAAAGAAACAGAACAAGGCAAGGAAUGUAGGGAUUCCAAGAACAGGAUUCAAUUUGUCGGGAAUGGUGAUGUCAACAAUUUCGAAGACUGGUACCGCUAUUUGAACGGGAAUGAAAAUAUCGAUAGUGUUAUGGUUGCUCGUGGAGCCCUGAUCAAGCCAUGGAUUUUUGAAGAGGUUGAUUCACAGCAGUAUCUAGACAAGACAAGUACAGAAAGAUUAGAAAUUUUGAAAGAUUAUGCACAGUUCUCUAUGGAACACUGGGGCACUGAUGAAUACGGUAUUUCUCAAUGCCGUAGAUUCUUUUGCGAGUUCAUGUCCUUUUUUCAUAGAUAUGUCCCUAUGGGUAUUUGUGAGAGAUACCCUGUGAAAUUGAAUGAGAGACCGCCAAAUUGGUGUGGGAGAGAUGAACUUGAAACUCUAAUGGGUAGCACGGAUGUUAAUGAUUGGAUCAAGUUAAGUGAUCUGUUCUUCGGUAAAACCGACGAGAACUUUGUAUUUGUUCCCAAACAUAAGAGCAGCUCUUUUGCAAACAGAGAUUCCUAA